This is a messenger RNA of Schistocerca serialis cubense, 1691 nucleotides long. RefSeq names its product DNA-directed RNA polymerase III subunit RPC3 (gene Polr3C). Gene Ontology annotation, biological process: DNA-templated transcription. The record is from RefSeq and is a predicted model, not a curated record. Gene Ontology annotation, molecular function: single-stranded DNA binding. Gene Ontology annotation, cellular component: RNA polymerase III complex. Bases 148 to 1671 code for a protein of 507 amino acids. NCBI's taxonomy places the organism in Eukaryota, Metazoa, Arthropoda, Insecta, Orthoptera, Acrididae. The transcript is spliced from 9 exons.
UAGUGUGUUUCAGCUUCGCUUACACUGUUUGCACUGUUUGGUGUUUUCAUUCUAGUGGUGGUUAUGUGGUGUGUGUGUGCGGGUGAGUGAAAAAGUGUAACUAGGUGCGUGUUUCCUUAAACAUCGCUGUAAUCGAGAAUACCGAAGAUGUCUGCUAAAUAUGGAAAAUUAUGCUGUCUUCUAUUGUUAGAACAUUUUGGAGAAAUCGUUGAAAAGGUUGCGUGCGAUCUUAGGAAAUGGGGUACAAAACCGCUCAGAUUAAUAGUGGCUACUACACGUUUACCUCCGCCGAAGGUGAAGCAGGCCCUGCGGAUCCUUAUUCAAUAUGGUUUUGUAACGUUUUCCUCCAGCCAAGUUGCUUCUGUUGCUGAGUACACAGUGAAGCCAGAAAAAAUUAUAUUACUUCUUCGUUAUCCUAGGUAUCUGCUGUUAAUAAAGACAAGGUUCGGUGAUGAGGCUGAAAUGAUCGUAGAGGAAACCUUAAGAGUUGGUCAAGACACAGCAUCAAGUAUCAUUAUAAAGGCAGCAACACGACUGAAAGAGACUCUGAAAGCAGGUGAUGGCAACUUAAAUCUGGUUACACUGCGUGACAAAUUUUUCCUUCUCAUAAGUAAACAAUUCCUGAUGAGAUGCCCAUCUGUUUCGGAGGAAGCAGAUAUCCCUGCCCUAAAAGUAAAGGAACGAGAAUUAUAUCUGCCUCCAGAACUGAAUAUGAAGGCUCUGAGUAACAUGGAAAAGCAAAUACAAGAUAAACCAGGAGAUGAUGGCAUCUAUUGGAGGGUAAAUUAUGAUAGGUUUCAUCAAGAAUUCAGGGAUCAGGUGAUGGUUGCUGCCAUAGGUCGCCGAUUAGAUGAGAAUGCUGCAGAACUGAUGAAGCAUCUCUUAAAUCAGAUGUACUUGCGCACAGAGCCGUGGGCUGCAACAUCAAACCCUAUUCCAUACACAGAAUUGAAAGAAGCCAUAAGAAAGUCAAAUACACAUCCUCAGUUGCAACAGUAUCUUGACCAAUAUCUGAAGAUGUUAGAGGAAGAUUCAAGUCAGUUCGUGGGCAAGGAUGGGGACAGUGGUGGAGGACAGUAUGUCCUUAAUAUAAAGGAAGCCUUUACUCAGCUGACUUGGACAACUAUUGAAAACACCGUUUUGGAACGCUUUGGUUCAAAAGCAGCAAGGAUAUUUAGGUUGGUUAGAGCAAAGGAGUUCGUGGAACAAGAACAAAUACAACAGUUGGUGAUGAUCCCAGCAAAAGAAGCUAAACUGUACACAUAUCGACUGUUGCAAGAAAAUUUUAUACAAAUGCAAGAACUGCGCAAGACAAUGUCUACAAAUCAGCCAAAUAAGACAUUUUUUCUGUUUCAUAUAGAUCUAAACCAGGUGGCAAGAAUGAUGCUGGAAGUGUGCUACCAUGCUACAUACAAUGCAAUGAUACGCAGGGAGCAUGAAAAGAAUGAGAAUCGUAGACUUAUUGAGAAGCAGCAGCGAAUUGCCUCCAUAACACAGAACUUGCGUGAGCAGGGAGCAACUCCAGAACAGUUAGCCGAGAUUGAAGAAAUGUUGACACCACCUGAACGCAGCCUGGUAGAGAAAGUCAGGAUGAUGCUGAAUAAGCUCAGUAUGGCCGAACUGCAGCUGGAUGAAACAAUGUUUAUAUUGCAAAUAUUUCUAAAUUACUGAAAUAAAGUUGUUUUGAAUAA